This is a messenger RNA of Equus quagga, 1593 nucleotides long. RefSeq names its product cilia and flagella associated protein 161 (gene CFAP161). Gene Ontology annotation, biological process: cilium assembly. Bases 72 to 977 code for a protein of 301 amino acids. Lineage: Eukaryota; Metazoa; Chordata; Mammalia; Perissodactyla; Equidae. Gene Ontology annotation, cellular component: motile cilium. The record is from RefSeq and is a predicted model, not a curated record. The transcript has 7 exons.
GGUCGCCACGGCGACGGGCGCGCAACACAGCGGCGUCCCCGGGAGUCCCGGCGGCCGGAGCGCCGGGGACGAUGGCUCGGAACCUGUACGGCCCCCGAGUCCGGAUGGGCAACUGGAACGAGGACGUCUACCUGGAGGAGGAGCUCAUGAAAGAUUUCUUAGAGAAGAGAGACAAGGGCCAACUUCUCAUACAGAGAAGCAGAAGGCUAAAAGAGAAUCUCCUGAGACAGAUGCAGCUUUCCAUAUCCCAGGACGGAUACGUUCACUACGGCGACAAAGUGAUGCUGGUGAAUCCCGACCACCCGGAAACAGAAGCUGAUCUGUUUCUGGGCGGGAACCUGAGCCUGUGUGUGACUCCAGACGAGGUGAAAGCCCAUCUGAGCGACGAGCUGGAGGUGCCGUGUGGCCUGAGCCUGGCUCAGGUCACGGUCCCCAUCGGCAGAAACACUUUCAUCGUUUUGAGCCCAGACAGAGAGGCCUCCGGUCAAGUUCUUAGAUACGGGCAGAACUUUUGCCUCGGGAUAACAGGAGGAUUUGAAGACAAAAUGUUAUAUUUGUCAAGCGACCACAGGACCCUGCUGAAGUCGUCCAAGAGGUCUUGGCUCCAGGAAGUGUACCUGACGGAUGAGGUCUCCUACCUGAGCUGCUGGCAGGCCACCUUCCCCGACCCCCAGCUGCGCCUGGAGUACGAGGGCUUCCCGGUUCCGGCAAAUGCAAAAAUUCUCAUCAAUCAUUGCCACACCAACCGGGGGCUGGUGGCGCACCGGGGUCUCUUCUUAAGAACCUAUUUCGGAAAGGAAGUUGAGGUCGCUGCUCACACAUACCUGGAUUCACACAGAGUUGAAAAACCGAAGAACCACUGGAUGCUGGUGACUGGGAACCCCAGGGAAGAGAGGUCCAUCAUGCUGGACCAGCCCAAACCACGGGCGGAGGAGCCCCGGGCCCCGGAGCAGGCGGCCAGCCCAGGGGAGCAGUGACACCCAGGCGCCUGGGCUCCUCCAGCAUAGCUACGACAUCGGCAGUCUCUGUGGUGCCUCAAGCUGUGUUUAGAUAAGGCCCAGAAGGCUUUGAACGCUGUAUUAAAACAUAGGGUGCAUCGAGAGUGUGGAAUUAGUGGUGGGAUCUGGGACAUAGAAGGACGCUAGCUCUGGGACAGCUCGUACGUAUAUUUGAAGGCGGCAGAGGGUAUGUCCACGUGGACAGUAAAUUCGGAAGAACUCAGCUUCCUCUAUUUAGAGCCUGUGUGGCAGCUGCUCCUGCAAGGACCACCUGUCACUCUUCCAAGCUGUGUCCACGUAACGAAGCUGUUGGUGCCACACUGAAUUUUUGUCCCCUCCCCACUCUGUACGAUGCAUUAAGAAUCAACCACGUGUAGCGGUGGGUCUGGCCUUUCCUUGGAGCUAAACAUUUCCCCCUUCUAUUUUCGUUCCUGCCUCUGGCCUUGGGGGUCAGGACCUCCACCCAGCUACUCGCUUGCUAUUUUGUAAUGAUUUCCAGAAGGCAGACGCUCCUUACUGCUACCUUGUCUCUGAAGCUGGCAUUAGUUGUGGCACCCACGUGAUCGGAAAGUUCCAGACAAAAUAAAUAUGUACC